Molecule: messenger RNA, 1511 nt
Organism: Xiphophorus maculatus (southern platyfish)
Lineage: Eukaryota; Metazoa; Chordata; Actinopteri; Cyprinodontiformes; Poeciliidae
Product: iroquois-class homeodomain protein IRX-5-like
Exons: 3
Coding region: 245-1384 (379 amino acids)
Biological process (GO): cell development; regulation of transcription by RNA polymerase II; neuron differentiation
Cellular component (GO): nucleus
Molecular function (GO): RNA polymerase II cis-regulatory region sequence-specific DNA binding; DNA-binding transcription factor activity, RNA polymerase II-specific
Source: RefSeq, a predicted model, not a curated record
GUCAGAAAGUGGAGGAGGUGCGUGUCUGAGGAGGAGGAGGAGCUCAGCCUCUCCUCCCUUUGCGUGUCUUCAGUGUGUCCGUGGGUUCCGCGGCAGCCGGAGUGGAGAAGCGGUUGCAGAAACUCAGCCUGCACCUGAACGCACCUGCGAUGCUCCUGGAUGCGCCUGUCCGCGCUCUCCUCCUUCUGAGCGGGGAAACUCUCCGAUGUGAGCUCGUCUGUGCGUAAAAGUGUCCGGCUCCGUCAUGGCUUAUCCUCAGGGGUUCCUCUUCCAGCCCCCCGUGUCCCUGGCUCUGCCCUUCAGCUCCGGGAUCAUCCUGGGUCAGAGGACCGAGGGCUCAGCCUUCGCUCCGUACUCCUCAUCCGCGACCUCCUCCCCCGGAUUCAGCUCCCACUCGCCGUACGGAGGAGAGCCGCGGGCCGCCGCCACCAUCAGCUCCUUCAUGAACCCGGGCUACGAUCCGUCCUCCGGCGUCUCCGGAUCCUUGGACUACCAUGCCUUCGGGCCCCUGGGGGCCUACCCGUACGGAGACCCGACCUACAGGAAGAACGCAACGCGGGACGCCACGGCCACGCUCAAGGCCUGGCUGAACGAGCAUCGGAAGAACCCGUACCCCACCAAGGGGGAGAAGAUCAUGCUGGCCAUCAUCACCAAGAUGACGCUGACGCAGGUCUCCACCUGGUUCGCCAACGCUCGGCGGCGGCUGAAGAAGGAGAACAAGAUGACGUGGACGCCGCGGAACCGGAGCGAGGACGAGGAGGAGGAGGAUGCCAUCGACCUGGAGCGCACCGAGGAAGACGACGAGCCACUGAAGCUGAUCGAGGAGGAGACGGAGCUGCGGAGCGACAGCGGCGUCCAUCACCCCUCCGCCUCAGAUUCCAGCCGGUUGGCGUUCCGGGAGGACCCCGGCAUCGACCGGGCCCCUUUGGACCAGAGGCUGCCCCAUGUUGCGGCCCCUCCUCACAGCGGGCCCCUGGAGGCCCUCAGAGCCUCUGAAACCAAGCGUACGUCAUCACCGAGCUCCUUGGAUUCUUGCGGCGCCACCCAGGGGCCGAACCCGGCCCCGAAGCCCAAAUUGUGGUCCCUGGCAGAAAUUGCCACGUCUGUGGACAAAAACACAGGAAGUAGCGAGUCGCCGCAGAGCAGGGGGCGGAGCUCUCUGAGCCACGGCCCCGCCCUGCCGAGGCACCUGUAUUACGCCUCCCCGUUCAUCCCUGGAUACUCCAGCUUCAGGCCGCUGGGGCCCCUGCAGGGCGGCUCACACAUUAACGGAUUACAGCAGAAGAUGCUGCAGCGGGCCGAGGCCGCAGCCAGGGACUGCCGACUGCGCAGCCAGAGCCAGACAGAGCUGCAGGAGCUAAAGAGAGGCAUGACGAACGUGUAGCUGCUCAGAGAAUCCUGCUGAACUUUGACCCCCCAGAGACAGUUUCACAGCUUUUCUAUGUUGAUCAGAUGUAACCUUUGUAGUGCGUUUCUGCACCCAACAUGACAUGUCAUUGAUUAAAAAAUAG